Mya arenaria is the source of this 1711-nucleotide messenger RNA. RefSeq lists its product as uncharacterized. The record is from RefSeq and is a predicted model, not a curated record. Bases 419 to 1711 code for a protein of 430 amino acids. The transcript has 3 exons. NCBI's taxonomy places the organism in Eukaryota, Metazoa, Mollusca, Bivalvia, Myida, Myidae.
CUGUCUACAACCGAUAUCACCGAUGAGCCACCGAUAGGCAACCGAUCAACUAAUACUUACCACCGAUAGAAUAAAGAUGAAAAUCAAAAUGCGGGAUUUCGUCGGUUUUGAUCGGUGGUUAAUAGGGAUUCAAUCUGUGAUCGAUCGAUUGCCGCCAUCGUGUCAUCGGUGGGUUUAAUUUGUAAAUGGCCAAUCGGUAUUUAUACGUACUCAUCGGCUGUUGAUCGGUUGCCAGACGCUUUUGAUCGGUGACCAGUCAGAUUUUGUGAGUGACUAAUCGGUGGCUAGUCGGAGACAGAACGGCGUUCGAUUGGUGAUGUCGGGUGUUGCUCGGUAUUAUAUAGGCCGUCGCCAGUAGUUUUGCUCCAGUUUCUGCAGUAGUUUAAUCCGCGCCACAUUGGACUUAACUUCUCUGACAAUGCCUGCAAAAAAGAAAUUUAAGAAAUCCGACAAAUGCAAGACCCCCAUGACUGCCUCUGAUGAGGUCCCACAGAUCACAAAAAGAUCCAUCGUCAGGGGAAGUGCUUGUUGCCACGGUGCCAGUGGUACAGUUGGUGCUAAAGACGGAAGCGGUAGUGGCGGAUCCAAGCAGCAGCAUUCCCCAGAGAACUGCUCAGUGGAUGUCCUUGAACCUCGUAACGUCUCUCCUAUGAUGAGUGGGAAUGAUUCUACAGUAGUCGGCAAAGAAUCCUGUGAUUCUGUUCAUGACGAUGCCUCUGAUGUUCAUGACAGUACGGAUGGUGGAGAGACACAGGAAGACGUCACUCAGAACACCAAACCCAAGUCAAAGACCAAGAAGCCCAGAAAUCGCAUAGUUAUCAUCUCCGAGGAAGAUCAGGACAAGAUUCGUGAGUUCUUGUUAGCCAAUGACUUCCUGUACGACAAACACAGAGACCAAUGGAGGGAUACACAAUCCAGGGAGAGGAAGUGGGAGGAGCUGAGCGAACUUAUAGGCCGUGAUGCCAAGGAUAUCAAACAGUGGUAUCAGUCCACAAGGUCCAAGCUGAGUGAAAUCAAGAACAAGAAGGUCACUCCAUCUGGGAGUGGUUUUGAAGUAGAAGGAGUCACUGACAAGGCCAGGAGACUGUGGGAACGUUUCCAGUUUCUGCUUCCGCACAUAGGUGCAGUGAAAUCCCGAACUGUUUGCAGCAUUAAGCAGAAAAGAGCAGCCAGACUUCACGUCCAACUUCCUGACCUUGAUGACGAGGGCCAGACUAACCGAGUUGUCCCCACACAAGAAGCCGAAGAGGACGUCUCUGCAGCUGAUGCUUCGUUAGAGCGACCAAAUAGUACUCCUCCUAUCUCUGCGUCUUCAGACCCUGCCACAUGCACGCGACCUCCACUUGUGCGUGACCCCAAGAGAGCCAAGGUAGUCGAUACAGCGCCUGAUGAGGGUAUCCAGGCUCUUGUCCGUUGUAGUCAGCAGCUAAUGGUGGUAGGAGACAAUUUGGCAAGGUACCUCCGACCAGAGAGUACCGCCCAGGAGCGUCAGAGGCAAAACUUUGCCGACAUGAGUGCGAACAUUCUUAGACAGCUGCCUGAGGACCUGUAUAUGGAGGCAUCAAACCGCAUUUGGACUGUUCUGCAAGAUGUCCAGCGAAAUGCCCAUGCACGCAGUGACACUCAAGCUCCGCCCCAACCUCAAGCUCCAGUUACAGGCAGACCCAUGUCAUACCAGCAACCACAGUGGCAGCCUGAUCCCUCACAGUGA